AUGGUCCGCCUCGCUCUGUUCACCACCGUGGUCGCUAGCGUUCUCGCGGCUUUCGCCUCCCCAGUCCCCGCUGAGGAUGCUACCACGCUUGAAAAGCGAGUAACCCACUCGGGCCGUGGCACCUGGUUCGACGUCGGCCUUGGCGCCUGCGGAGAAUACAACGUGAACAGCGACCACAUCGUCGCCAUCUCUGCCGCCCGUUGGGGCACCGGCGCUAACUGUGGUCAAUGGAUCCACAUUACCAACACCGCCAACGGCAAGUCCGCCUACGGUUUAACCCGUGACCAAUGCCCGGGCUGUGGUGUCGACGACCUUGACUUGUCGCCCAGUCUCUUCCAGGAGCUCGGUACCCUUGACCAGGGUGUCCUAUCCAUCUCCUGGCACUUCGAGAACAAGGCGUUCUCCCCAUGA
Gloeophyllum trabeum ATCC 11539 is the source of this 411-nucleotide messenger RNA. RefSeq lists its product as uncharacterized. Bases 1 to 411 code for a protein of 136 amino acids. The transcript has 3 exons. Lineage: Eukaryota; Fungi; Basidiomycota; Agaricomycetes; Gloeophyllales; Gloeophyllaceae. The record is from RefSeq and is a predicted model, not a curated record.